Molecule: messenger RNA, 2673 nt
Organism: Hyaloperonospora brassicae
Lineage: Eukaryota; Oomycota; Peronosporomycetes; Peronosporales; Peronosporaceae
Source: the annotation of a GenBank genome assembly
AUGGAGGUGUCGUCUACAGAGGAGAGCGCACUGGCCGCAGCGCUUCGUGUCGCAUCGUGUCACAGCAGCACGAGCAGCACGACGACCGGUAGCAGCAGUAGCAGUAGCAACCGCGACACGACCGCUGCCGCAACGAGUCCGUCGGGUCGCCGAGAAAGCCACGAGAGCGACACGAAGACGGGGAAAAGUGUCGGCGUCGUAGCGCCUCUGGACACGGAGCUGGACGCAAACCCUUGUGCUCAAGAGGUGGAGCUGACGGAGCAAGAGACGGUGCAGGUGACGUCGUCGACGUUUGGGACGCCGUCGAUAACGGCCUUUUCGACCCCUCGAGAAGAAAACGCGGCGCCCACGACACCUGUUGGCGAACCUAUCGAACAGACUUUUCCAGGACCGACCGACGGAGCUGAAGCUAUAGACGGAAAGAGCGAUACGCCACGAGAGGAAAAGGAAGAAGCGACAGCAGCGGCGGGGGACGCAGCGACGCAGCGGAAGUCAGUCGUUAUGCAGCAAGCGGAGAAGAGCGUUUGCUACGAGGAGCAGUCGCCAUCGGUGGUGACUGGUGCAGUGGCUGGAGCGGCUACUGAAGAGAAGAGUGAGGAGGUGUCGAGUAGUACUGUGGGACGUCAAUUGGACGCUGCAACUGGUGAUACGGAGGAGGUGAAGGGGCAGGAUGAAGGAGACCAUGCGAUGGUACAGGAGGAAGGGGCGCUCGACCAUUUGCAGGAUGAAGGGAAGCACGCAGUACAGGAUGGAGGGCAAUGCGUCCUGCAAGAUGGGGAGGCGCCUCACGUACGGGAGGAACCGGAGCAUAUUGUGCAGGAUGAGGUGAAGGUUACAGAACAAGCUGAGCAUGAGCCUGAGAUGUCGGAGAAAGGAGAACAUACAGCAAUGCACGACGAAGUGCUGCCCGCAGCACAAGAGGAGAAGGAGCUUGGAACACAAGAGAAGAAGGAGCUUGCAACACACAAGGAAAUGGAGCCUGAGGCACACGACGAAGCGGAGCCUGAUGCACAUGAUGAAGUAGAGCAUACCGCACAAGACGAAGUGGCACUUAAAGCACAAGAGGAGGUGGAGCUUGCGACGAAGAAUGCAGUGGAGAUUGCAGUACAAGAUGGUGUGGAGCCUGUAGUUGAAGACGUAGUGAUGCCUGAAGCACAGGGCCGAGUGGAACUUACGACAGAAGAGGCGAGUACUCCGAAGCACGAAGCAGAGCGGACGGUCUCGUCGCCAAAACGCCCUGUCGCUUUGAACCUCGUACAUCACGAUAUUGAUGACGAAGCAAGCGACAGCGAAGACGAGGCGGAAGAAGCUGCCAGCGAGGACGCUGAAGUAGAUGCUGACCUCGGCACUCCUCUUGGUUAUGCCAGUGCUGCUGGCUUUGGCGAAGGGCAAGACGAUUUUGCGUCGCAUCGCUUUCUGGGCCCUAGUGUGGCUUCUGAUCCAUCGUCAGCUCGUGCGCUACACAGUUUGCGUCGUGUAGCACUUCAUGACAAACCGCCUCGCUUUGCUAGCGAAGCACCCGUGGUUGUAACUAGCUCGGACAGUAUGACAAGCAGCGGCGAGUCUUCAGGUCGAAACUCGUCCAGUGCAAGUGCGGCCCACGCCUCGGAUGACAAGCUAGGACUGCGCUCGCAAUCCGUGGCGGACUCUGUGGAGCGCUCGUUCAACUCGUACACGCUGACGUUUACCGAAGCAGUGCUGGGUUUUGAGACGAAUGUCGUCAUGUCGUUGGAGAAGGAACUGUUGGUGGAGGUAUCGGGGGUGGAGAAGGACAGUCCAGCGCAUCGUGGUGGUGUCGUAGUCGGUGACUGUCUAGUCAGCGUAAACGGGCAGCACAUUGAGCCGCACACGACGAACGAGCAGGUGCUUGAGAUCAUACAAACGUCGUCUGUACCGCGGACGCUCGUAUUUCAGCGCGACGUGCACGACAAGGACGCAGUGCAGUCCAAGAGUCUUCCAGACACGAAGCACUCACCCGCGAAACCUUUGAUAGGGCGCCUGGGUGCAGCAAUGAGCCAAGGAGCAUCGAUCAUUGGAUCCAGGUGGAAGCGUAAGAAAACGCUGGUGCAUUCAGAUUCCUUCUGCGAUGGCUGCGGCAUGGACCCGAUCACAGGCGCGCUCUGGACGUGCAGUGUCUGUGCAAAUUACAACUUGUGCAGUGAGUGCUAUGACAUGGGUACACAUGGCAUGGAAAACUCGGAGCAAAUGCAGGCGCUGAGCGAGGCAACUGUACAGUACAAGCUACAGAAGAAGUGCAAGCAUUUCACGCCCGAGUUCCUACUGUCGCUUCGUCGCGAUAUUUGUAAGGGACGGCCGGACAAGUUUGAGUACUUGGGCGAGUGGAUUGCCGACAUCGUGAUGGGUACGUCUGCAGUAAAGAUCACAGUCCGUGGGAUCGAGAUACCGUCUCUUCCACCCGCUUCUCGCCAGCGGUUCGUGUCGCACCUCAUGCCGCUCGUAUCGAAUCGAACUGAUAUCGAGGUGCACAUUGAAUGGCUGCCUGACGAUUCGGAUCGAGUGAGCGUGGCUUGUCGUGCAAGCGUGGAUCGAAUGAGCGCCGGUGCAUUUGAUAGCGAUGAAGACGAAGGCGCGGACCAUUUUUUCGACAACUUGGAAAAGCUGCGCAUCUGGAUAUCGGACAAGAAGACACGCACGACGUCGCCGUUCGCGUGA